AAAUCAAGAGGAGAACGAGUGCAUCUCGCAGGAUGGAUUUGUGCGGGGUCUACUUGUCUCAGCUGCGAGCGAUGCUCGUGAGGAAUCUUCUGCUGAAGAAGCGCGACAAGCGAAAGACUACAGCGGAGAUUUUUCUACCCCUUUGUAUCCUAGGUGUUUUGAUUGUGGUAAAAGUGUUACCACCAAAUCCAAAUUAUCCUGCGAUGACAACCCAGAGACAAGAAGGAGGCAUAUUCGAAACAUUCAAUGGUUACAAAAACAACACCAUAGCUGUUGUACCAAACUCAACAGAGACCUUGAAUUUUUUGAAUUCAAUGAAUACCCUUUGGCUAUCAAUGUGGGAUUACCCUGGCAAGCUUCCCUUGAAUUUCAUGGUGUUUGAUACAAAGGAUGAUCUACAAGCAGCAUAUUGGAGAGAUCCCUACAGUGUACACUUAGCAGUAAUCUUUGAAGAUUCUCAGCCUAUAUCUCAGCAUCUUCUGUAUGAGAUAAGAACCAAUCCUUCAUACACAAAUCCGCCUUCGCCGACUGAAUUGUAUUCCGCUCCAGUUACUUGUCGGAAAGACACAAGCCAUUGGAUGGGUGGAGUAUUGUCGAUAGAAACCGGUGGAUCGUGUCCUGCAAAUAGUUAUUUGCAUUCUGGUUUCCUGGCGUUGCAAAUGAUAAUGGAUACCACGAAAAUAAGACUAGAUACAGGGAAUAACGAUGUAACCGUGCCAGAUAUUAAACUUGAAAUGUUUCCUAAGGAAGCUUUCACUGCAGACUGGAUGCUGGCCUUUAGAGUUGUUAUACCUCUAUUUAUGGUUCUGGCUCUUUCACAAUUCGUCACUUACCUUCUGAUCCUGAUAGUCGGUGAAAAGGAGAAAAAAAUCAAGGAAGGAAUGAAGAUAAUGGGCCUGAAAGAUUCUAUCUUCUGGGUAUCAUGGUUCAUUAUCUACAGCGUCUUUGUCUUAUUACUCUCUGCUGUUGGGGUGAUACUACUUUUUACUCUACAAAUGUUCCAACAUACACACUUUUUACCAAUAUUCCUUUUGGUAGUACUCUACAGCUUCUCCAUAAUCAUGUUUGCGUUUAUGAUAACACCUUUCUUCGAUAAAUCACGAACUGCUGGUGUACUCGGUAACUUUGCAGUUACGAUAUUCAGCUUGAUGUAUUUUAUCCAGGUUUUUGUCAAAGAUUCUAGUUCGAUCUCUUUCUGGGUGGUUUCCCUCCUUAGUCCAACAGGCGUUGCUUUAGCGAUGGAUAAGGCUCUUGUGUUAGACUUGCAAGGAGAAGGGGUUAAUUUUGAAAAUCUUUGGUCUGGUCCAGGUAUUCCUUUCGGGGGCAGUCUCAUCAUGAUGACUUUGGAUAUUUUUCUAUAUGCCUUGUUAGCUUACUAUUUUGAUUCCGUCAUUCCAAGUGAAUACGGAACGAAACGAACUCCCUGGUUUUGUUUCACCCCCGGAUUUUGGUGCCAGAGGAAAGCUCCGCGAUCGUACUUGCAGGUACCAUCGUCAAACGGCGAGUCAAAUUCUUUUAUACCUGGAGAAGAGACGAACCGUGACAUUGAACCGGUAGUGCGAGAGAUGAAAGGACGCGAAGCGAUUAGAAUAGUUGAUCUUUACAAGUCGUAUCAGAAGUGUCGUAAAUCUGAGAUCAAAGCUGUGAACGGUAUCAAUUUAACGAUCUAUGAGGGGCAAAUCACGGCAAUACUCGGUCAUAACGGGGCUGGUAAAACAAGUUUGUUCAAUAUAUUGACUGGCCUGACUGCGCCUACCGCCGGCACAGCCUUGAUUUUCGGCUAUGACGUUAGAGAUUCCAAUGAUAUGCAAAUGAUAAGAAGCAUGACCGGCGUUUGUCCUCAACAUGAUAUUCUUUUUGAUCUUCUAACGCCUCGAGAACACCUGGAGUUCUUCGCCGCUGUGCGCGGUAUUCCAAAAUCAAUGAUCGAACACGAAGUGAAGAAAACCUUGAAAGACAUUGAUUUAACUGAAAACGCAGAUACCUUUGCAAAAUACUUAAGCGGAGGUCAAAAAAGAAAGCUGUCCGUAGGUAUUGCCAUCAUCGGCGAUCCAAAAAUCAUUAUCCUUGAUGAACCAACAGCUGGAGUGGAUCCCUACUCCAGAAGGCAAAUGUGGUCCUUCUUACAAUCGAGGCGUCAUGGAAAAGUGAUUUUAUUAACAACCCAUUUUAUGGAUGAAGCUGAUAUAUUAGCGGAUAGGAAAGCGGUUAUUAGUAAAGGAAGAUUGAGAUGUUGCGGCAGUUCUCUGUUCUUAAAAAACAAAUUCGGCAUUGGAUAUCAUUUAACGUUGGUACUCGAAGGGAAUGCAAGAGAACAUGCAAUUACCAGACUGGUAACGUCUCACGUGUCGAAGGCAGAAAAGGCAAGGCGCCAUGGUCGCGAACUAAGCUUCAUUUUACCUCACAAUUCUGUAGAAAAUUUUGCACCACUUUUUUCAGCCAUCGAACAAGAAAUUAAGACUCGAUCAAGCAGAUUAGGUAUCAGCAGUUAUGGGGUCUCGAUGACCACCUUAGAAGAGGUAUUUCUGCAUUUGGAAAGAGACGAGGGUACAGAAUGCACUAUGGAUAAUUUGUCAAAGAAAAUGGUGCGUAAUCGUGCAUUGAGCAGGUCGUUAUCUCUGCAAUCAAAAAGCACGUUUUAUCAGAGUUUACAGAACGAAGGUACCACUGUUAACAACGAUAGCCAAGCGAAAGGUGCAGGGGAUUUACCAGACGGCGUUCACAGUGAUAGAAACCCUCCUGUUCGCGGCCUUGGAUUAGACCCCAUCAAAAUUAGGCCUAAUUUCGUUCAAACCUUGUACGCUAUGCUUCGCCUAAGGAUACUCAGACUCGUUAGGAACAUCCAGCUACUGUACUUCACUAUUGUCGCGCCUCUUUUUUUGGUAGUUCUUGGCCUCCAUUUAAAUAGCAUUCAGACAGUCGAGGUGAAAAUGCAGUCAUUAAAACUAGAUACAGAUACCUACGGCAACGAGACCAAAAUUUUAUACGCAAACAAUACCGAUCGUGAUAUUACAGACUUGAUCAAUGGAAUUAGUCAGGAUGUAAAAUAUAUCGAGGAAUACUAUGGAAAUUUCGCGAAUUUGUUGAAGAUUGCACCGCAUAUAGCUGCUAUUAAUGUUACCGAGUAUAAUUUACCAAAGAUUGAUUUAACAAUCGCUUAUAACGACACUAUGCAACAUUCUCUACCGAUAUUGUUCAACCUUCUAUCCAACACUUACUACAGGUUGGUCUCGGGUAAAGAAAAUUUGAAAACAAUUGAAGUCAAAACGCAUCCUUUUCAACAGACAUCGCAACCACAGGAAUUUAAUAUUGGUACAGCGAGUUCAGCUGUAUCCAUCGGAAUGAAUUUCGUCUUGUUACCGAUAACAUUAGUUGUGGAUAUGGUCUACGAUCGCGAGAUAAAAGCGAAAAAUCAACUUCGUGUCAAUGGUCUGUCGUUUUCUAUGUACUUCCUGACGUACUUUAUCGUGCUUGUCGGCCUGAUGACGUUCAUCUGUUUAUGUAUUCUUGGCAUUAUAUUUCUCUUCGAUGUGCCUUCUCUUCAAGAAGUACCAGCACUCAUUACCCUCGGCGGUCUCCUAAUGCUCUAUUGCCCGUCCUCUAUUCUAUUCUCAACGUGUUUAAGUUAUAUCUUCGACAAGAUGGAUUCUGCUCAAAGUAUCUUGCCCAAUAUAGCAACGUUCUUUGGGCUCAUACCGUUUAUACUAGUCACUGUUCUGGAUAUGCUGGGUCUCAGUGGAACAGCAGCAUUCGUUUUACACGUAAUCUUUUCUUUAUUGAACACAUUAUAUGUACCGUAUGCAGCAGUAUAUUAUGUAGGAAGAGUUCACUUGAUGUGCUCUAUCAAUGCUGCUUGCCAUCAUCUCACCAUGUCUGAUUAUUUAACUACAGAGAUUAUUUUAAUGGCCUUCGGCGUGCUUCUCCACUGUCCAAUGUGGUUCUUUGUGCUUCUCAUUUUAGACAUUAAAAAAAGCGGUGGCAAUGUUGGCGACAUUUUCAAACACUUUCUGCGUAACGGUGGUUCUGUCGGCGAAGAAAUCAUGGAGAAUUCUGACGUUGGAGAGCACGAGGAUGCAGAUGUUAAGGCUGAAAGACAAAAAGUCUUUGAUCUUAUCACUUCAUCGUCUGUUCAAGAACCACCUGUAGUUUUAGUACAGAACUUGAGGAAAGAGUAUCGUCAAAGGGAUACUGGGUCCUGCAGUUGUUGCUAUAAGCAAGACGAAGAAGCCAGCAGUCAGAUACAACGAAAAGUCGCUGUCAGAAAUUUGUCCUUAGCGGUUGAACCUGGAGAAGUAUUCGGUUUACUAGGUCACAAUGGUGCUGGUAAAACAACGACUAUGAAGAUCGUCAUAGCUGAGGAAGCAGCUACCCGAGGGAGAGUACAGAUCGGUGGGCACAAUAUCAAUUCUAAUAUGGCAGAAGCUUUUAGACAAAUGGGAUAUUGUCCUCAACACGAUGCUCAGUGGAAGAAUAUUACUGUUAGAGAGCAUUUAGAAUGCUACGCUGCGAUUCGUGGUGUUCCGUGGGGAGACAUCGACAGCAUUGUGGAUUUGUAUCUCACUGGUCUCCAAAUUCAUGAACAUGCCGACAAACAAACUCAAGAAUGUUCAGGUGGAACCAGAAGAAAACUUAGUUUUGCUAUGGCAAUGAUAGGAGGUCCGAAGGUUGUUUUGAUGGAUGAACCUAGCACAGGAAUGGAUCCAAGAUCAAAACGGUUUUUAUGGGAUACCAUUCUUGCUAGUUUUCAGGGCGGUAGAGGAGCGAUUUUAACUACUCAUUCAAUGGAGGAAGCUGAUGCUUUGUGCUCUAGAGUCGGUAUAAUGGUGAAAGGAGAACUGAGGUGUAUCGGUUCCACGCAACACUUGAAAAAUCUCUACGGCGCUGGAUACACCCUCGAGAUGAAACUUUUAGGGGGUGACUGCACACCCACGACACCUUCUGGUGAUAGGAUUACAACUUUGAAAGAGUUCGUUUCUAGUCUAUUUCCAGAUGCUACUCUGGAAGAAAGUUUCGCCGACAGAUUAGUUUUCGCUGUUCCCCAGCAUGCAGUUAACUCGCUGGCCGAGUGUUUUAUGCAGUUGGAGAAAGCCAAGCUUGAGUUGGACAUCGAAGAGUACAGCUUCAGUCAAACAACUCUGGAACAAGUUUUCCUGAAAUUUUCUCAUUACGAUGAAUCUAAUUCAGGAGAAUGAUGACUCAUAAAUAUGAGUGUGUUGAUUCCCACGUGUUAUAUAGUGAAAUACUCAUGGAACUGCUCAACUCGUGCAACAAGUGUAAAGAAGUUAUUCAUAUGGAGAGAAGUGAUUUGUUCAUUAGUGUUUCCAGGAUGAUGCUAUUGAAAAUCACAAAGACAGGAUGAUCUCCCCAUUCUUGAAUAUCAAAAAAAAAAAAAAAAAAACAAAAACGUUAUGAUAGUUAUAUAAAAUAACUUAGUAUUGUUGUUUGAUGCAAAGGUGGAAGGUAUAUGUCCUUGUUUUGGUCUUGACGAUAUCGUGAGUGAAACAUUGGUAUUUUUACGGUAUAUAUCGAUCGACCUAAUGCAAACAAAUUAGAUAUUUUUAUUUGUGCCGGUGUUAUGUCUGUUUAUGUUUCAUCAGAAUUCCAGUGGCAUCCUGAAGUGACUAUGGUGAGAUAUAAAUGAACAUGUGUGUAAAAUUAAUGAUUUGUAAAUAGUGGAAAAAUAUUGAACGAUUUAUCUGGUUGUCGAGAGAAGCGAUCGGUAAUAAUGCUAUUCAACAGUAAUAUUCGUAAUUUUAAAAGAAUUGUAUUGUAAUUUAGCCUAUUAUUCGAUUCCUAUGAAUAGGUCUCACCAAUUAAUAUUGCUGUGGAAUUGGAACAUUAUUAUCAUCAUUAUAAGUAUAAUAUAAAAUAUUUGACAGGGAAGAGAGUAAAAGAUCCAAGGAUCGGUAUUAAAAUUCUUUUUAAAUGCAGUGAAUUCAAUGAAUUACCUAUCUACAUUGAUACACGUAGGAACGACCUGUACAAGUUCUAUUCAUUUAGUGAUUGCUCGUAAUUAUUCCCGAGCAAUAGCACCGUUUCUUCAGGAAUGGUGCUGCUUAUUAUUGGAAAGAACAGCUAACAUACACCACACAUACACACAAUUGGGCGACUUAAUUUGUGCAUAUACCGUAGCGCGUAGGUACAUAUUUAUAAAUAUUUCGCUUUUGGACUUCACCAAAGCCUUUUUGAAUAACGAGAAAGACAUGAUAGGUUGUUAAUAUUGCCUCGGUAGCACGUAAGAGGAUAAUUUGAUGCAAGACUUUUGUGAGAAAUGCAAUUAUUCAAUGAUAAAAAUAACUCUUGAAUUCAAUUAUUUUUCUUAUGCAAAUGGAUUGGAUACUUGUACUCUCCUUGAUGUUUCACUUCGUUACAAGUAUGAACCAUGAGCAUAUCAAAUUAUUUGAUGAAAAAUUGAAAUUAAAAAUGAAUGUUUUAUUAUUCUAUAAAGAAGUUUCAAGCUUAGCUAAAUGAGAAGGAAGGAGUCAAAAUUAAAAUGUUAGAAAAGAAAAUAUACGCUCUCUAGACUUUCCAUUGGAGGAAACUUUUGUUUUUUUAGACAUAAAUAUGAAUACAGUUUGGUCUUUCGAGGUAAAUGUCCCGAAAAAUCAUAUGGAAAAUACAGUAGAAAUAUCGUUUGGAGGACUGAAUAAAAUAUUUUGUAGGUGAUAGCGAAUAGGUAGUGAAAAAUUUGAAUCUCGUUAUAAGGGAGGUAUUGAUUUUGUAAAUAAAAUACUCGUUAUAAGGAGGAAUCAUAUUAUAUAUUAUAUAAUACUAGAUAUUAUGUAAUAUAUAAUUGAAUAUAUUAAAUGAUACAUGCGUUAUAACGCGUGUGCGCAUUUAUAGGGAUUGUGUACGCACAAAUCUCGUUUCUAGCUAAUAUCACAUAAUAUAAAAUUUAGUCAAUUAUGAAAUUACACGAAUGGAAGGAAAAAACUGCAGACAAUUUUAUGAUAGUUAUAUGUAUAUGAAUAUAUAAAUACAACUGUGUUUAUAUAUUUAUAUAACGUAUAAUAUAAACGUGUGUACGUAUACCGUUUUUUAACAACACAAUUAUGUUUUAAAUGUAUCACAAGAUAUACAGGAAUGUUAUGAAAUAUUCCUAAACACAAUUGCUACGUUAAGAAAAAGGGAUACUUGCAUUCAUUGCUAAGUGAUUUUAUUCUUUCAUUUUUUGUCUGUAGCUCUACCAACGUAAUAUCUUCUCUGCUCAUGUAUUAAUCGCCAUUUGUGGCUUUUCUUGUUAUAGCUCGUUCAUACUUAUAGAAUUUCCACGUCGGUCAAUAUAUAUGUAUAUAGACGUAUAAAUAUAUAUAUAUGUAUGUAUGCAAUUGAUCAUUUUACAGCAAGAAUGAGACUAAUACAUCUUUCCAUAAAUUUUUUCAAUUUUAAUUAGAAUUAUUCCAAUAUCUUGAAAAGGAAUAAAAUGAAAUGGUCCCGCUUUAAAACUAAUAGCAUUAAGUUUUUAUAUUGUAAAAUUUUUAAAUCAAUAGAAUUUAAUUGAGGCAUAGUGCAAAUUACUGAAACUAGAAUUGCCUCUUCUAUUGUAAACCCUUUGAUUCUUUUUACUUGGAAUUGAAGCUUUGCUUAUUCAAAACAUUUUUUUAAUACUGCUCUAAAGACAGUUUUUAUAUUUUACAUUUUUUUACAAUAUAGUAAGAGAAAUUUCAAACUUGUAUAUUGAAUGUAAAAUCAAUUGUCAUUCGUAUAUGUAUAUGAUUUUAUAAGGGUAAUAUAUACAUAUAUAUGUAUACGCAUCGAGACAUGAUUCAGAUUGACCAUUGACGGUCAAUUUUUCGUUGUUUUAUUUUUCUUUUUGGUAAUAUCAACGAUCCCGUACAAACGGGAGAACGAAGCGACGAAAAGAAUUUUUUGCAUAUACACAACAUACAUGCACGCACGCACGCACGCACGCACGCAUGCACGCAUGCAUUCAUUAAUGCACCAGAGGCGCGCGACAGUUUGACAUUUACAAAAGAAUCUCGCGCGUAAAAUAGAUACGCACUCAGACACAAGGACAUUAAGAGAGAAAGAGACUCAUAUAUAGAUACGAUUAUGAAAGAUGCGAAUUAUCAUCAGUAAAAUUACACGCCGAAUACACCCUGUCGAUGAACGGUUGACUUUGCGAAACUACAUAUUUGUUGUGUAAAGUGAAUGUAAUCGAUUGGUUAACAAAAGCUUUUU
Osmia lignaria (orchard mason bee) is the source of this 8181-nucleotide messenger RNA. RefSeq names its product cholesterol transporter ABCA5. Gene Ontology annotation, cellular component: membrane. Gene Ontology annotation, biological process: transmembrane transport. NCBI's taxonomy places the organism in Eukaryota, Metazoa, Arthropoda, Insecta, Hymenoptera, Megachilidae. The record is from RefSeq and is a predicted model, not a curated record. Gene Ontology annotation, molecular function: ATP binding; ABC-type transporter activity; ATP hydrolysis activity.